CCCACUCCACCGCCCCAAAAAAAAUCCAUAGCGGAUUUGGGUGACAGGACCCAGCCUUGCACCUGCAGCGGGUUCCCCGAGCACCCCCGCUGCUAGGCCAGGUCCCGGUCCCGCUCGCAUCCUCUCCUCCGGCAGACAAAAGCGCUAGGCGAGCCAGCGCCGUUCGCGCUCCGCCCCUGGCUCCCGCUCCUCCCCGGGCUCCGCUCCCCCGGCUCCGCUGCCCUCGGCUAUUGCCGCAACAGGCGGCAGCUGGGGCCGAGUAGAAACGGACCUAUUUAUCUGGCCCCUUAAAGCUGUGACCGCUGUUUUGCUUCAGUGGGGAUGGGAAAUAACAUUGUGACCCUACAGCUCUUGCAGAGCAGGGGUUGGAGGGGCAAUGCCUUUCUUCCCUGUGAUAACUAAUUGCGGGCAAUAAUUUCUUACACUGAAUAGGGCUGUUUGAUUUUUUUUCUUAAUGCUUUUCUCCUCUGGAGGAGGGAAAUGCAGCUGUGAGGGGGGUGUGAAGCCUGCUGCAGGCAAACAUUAUUUAGCAAGGCAGCACCUGGUAGAAGGGUUAUGCUAACAGCAACUGCUCAGGCACAGUUCUUGGGUAUUUGCAGGAUUUUAACAAAUCUUGUAGAUACUAUGUAUUUAUUUAUUUAUUUAUUUUUAAGAUACAGUUUGGAAGCAUAACCCCUGUUGUGUAAUUUCCCAUUUAUGCCAGCGAUGAAACCCGUACCCAGCUUCUGUUGCAUAUCUAACUGGCCACAGCACCGCUUUCCUUGCCCUUGACCUACAAACUCCUACAGCUCUGAGCUGUGUGGGAGCAUUCCCAUGCACCCACCUCUUUUGCUGCGCUUUGUCCAAGGACUCCCGUUGCUUGCAUCACUUUGCCUGAUGCCUCGACCAUACGUUGUGGGAUUUGUUGUCCUGCCUCUUCCAUUUACCACUAUUAAUUUUUUAUGUUUUAAUUUUGUGGUUGAGCUGUCCCAGUCCGUAUGUUUCAAUCCAGUGCAGUGGACAAGCCUCUGACCCCUGCAGUGAUGCCCCCUAACCCCUGUGGCACCCGACUGCUGCUUUGACAUCAUCAGCAUCCGUCAGCAUUGCCAGCGCAGCAGGGAAAUCCCUCUCCUGCCAGAUGAUGGACAGAUGCUCUGGUGUACAUCUGCUGCCCCAGCUGCCCACUGGCAGGGCAGAGGGGCUGAGAUGUUUGCUUGUGCCACUGAAGUGAAGGAGAGCUGGAUGUCACCUGCUAGUUUAUGGUAACUGUGCCUUCCUCAGCAGCAGCUUUUAUGGUGGUUAUUCAGUGGGGCUGCAAGAAGGACAUUGUGGACUUUUGUGAAGCUCCAUGGAAAGGUUUCCAGACCUGAUCUUUGACCACAAAUGAUAAAACCAGCACACUUCUCCUUUUCAGGGGCAAAUGGAGACUGAAGGUCAGCCUGAAUUGCCAUGGGCCACAAAUGUUUGAUGGGGUCUGUUGCAGUCAUCUGUCACAUCUGGGCCACAAUGUUUAGCAGAGCUUUGUGCCUUGCUGAAGAAGAUUGCUUGGAUUGCUACCAAAACUGACCAAAGUCCAGGCACUUUGCAGAGAGGGCCAGGGCCAAGGGCUUGUGCCAGUGGGAAACCUGUGCAGCAGAGUCACUUUCCCCUGGUAGGGUCAGGGCAAGAGCCAGGGCCAUGGGUAAAGAGCAUGAUGAUAAGGAAUUUUUAAUCACCAACCCCUCACCUUAAGUUACCUUACAACCUCCCAGGUCAAAGCCAAGGAGCAAUGCCGGCAGGUAAAUGCCCACUUGUGUGGAAGUGCAGGACAGAUCUGACAGAUCUGCUCAUGUAUUUCCUAUUUUGUCUUCCAGCGGAGCCGAGUCCGUCUCUUCAGAUGAAAAAGACAUGGUGCCUGGUGGUGCAGAGGGAGAGAGCUCCACCGAGGAGCACUCAGAAGGAGAGGACAGUUCAGAACACAACUCUAGCAGUACCUCGGAAGAGGAAUCAGAUGCAGAGGAGUCGGAUGGAAGAAAGUCGGAUGAAGAACAGGAGAAGGAAUCACUACCUUGCUGCAAUGACUCAGAAGUGAACUGCCUGCCACCCUGUGAGCACUGCAGAAAUGAAAAUGGACAGAAGGAGCAAGUGACCCCUAGGAGACUUGCUGGAGGGCAAUAUAUAAUGCAUCUGGACACAGAGGGGACUUACCAGUGCAGCCUCACAGGCUUGAUUUUUGAGGUAAUGAAGGCCGCCAAAAUCACAUACUCCCUCUUAUCCUGGAGCAAAUAUGCCAACCUUGUGGAAAAGCCAUGGAUUGUGGGCGGCCCCCUCUUCGACGUUCGCUGUGACUCGGCCACUGCUCUUACUUCCAUCCAGUUUCCCCAUUCUCUCUGCCUUGGUGAUCAUGGCACUGGUAUGGCCUUCAAGGUUUUGCACAUCAAAGGCGAGGGUGCAGCUAUCGAGCCCUCAGCUGACUACUCAGCCUCGCAUGUGAAGUGGCUGGUGAGCUCCCUCUCACCGGUGGGACCUCUCAUUCAGAGCCAGGAGCCGGUGCAGUACCAUGGCGCUGUCAUCCUCUACAAAGUUGUUGACGAGCAUCCCUCCUUAUCCUUUCGUGUCUACGUGGCUACAAACAAUGACUCCUUCAUAAAGGAUAUCUCAAGAGCUGUAAAACAUUCAAAUAAGAAAUUCAUUAAAAUUGACAAGCCACCUGUAUGCCAAAAAUUACUACAGAAGGGAAAGAGGUAUAGAUUAGUUUGUGAGCCAGAAGCUGAAGUAACUCCAGAGGAAAUUGAAUUUGUUGAUGGAUCUCUCUUGAAAUUAAAAAGUUACAUUGAAGUCUAUUUGGAGAAACCUGAUGACUUUACCUUGUCUUUGGUUGAGCUGGAGUCUGAUGCGACCGUAUGGAAAGCAAAACUCAGAGAGAGUGACUGGAUACAUUACGAUCAAAACAAAAAUGAGCAGAAAAGAAGUGCAGUAAGUGUCAAAAAACGGAAACCAGCCCUCAGCAUUUUGGAUGAAGAUUCGAUAAGUAGCAAAAAGCAGAGGACUGGCAAUAAAGCAGGUGGAGUUGAAACAAGAAACUUAACUGACCAGCAGCUGAUGGUGAUUGCAAAAUUGUUUGGUAGGCAGUGGAGAGAAAUUGCCAUUGAGUGUCUUCAGAUGGAAAUGAAAGAUAUUGAGCAGAUCCAGGCAACAGAAGAAGAAGUGAAUAUGCAAAAAUUUCUGCUGUUAAGUAAGUGGAGAGACAGAGAACAAGGCAAUGGAACUGCUGAAGCUUUGUACAAAAGUCUCCAUGAAAAAGCAUCCUAUGAGAUACUGCAAGCACUAGAAGGUUUCUCGGCUCAAUGCUGAGCUGGUGAAGCUGCAGCUAGCAGUAGAACGAUGGGAGCUUCCCCAGCCAACCAUUAUACUUCUCCGCAUCUUGCUUGGAUUUGGGAAGGAAGAUGCGAGGCAUCACUACUGAGCGGAACGUUUAGGCAGAAUAUUCGCAAGAAAUGUGAAUGAAUUUUUGUAUAGAUGUAAGCACACUUAAGACUUUCAGGAGCAAUUACUCAUGCGGUGGAUCUCAGCAUUGCCGCUGGCAGUGCUGGGCUUCACAUACAGGGAAACCCAACACUGCCACCCUGCUUUGUCUCAUGUAAGUUUGUCCUAAAAGACAUGAACACUGGAAGAAAUCAGCUUACCUUGUUCAGGUAUGUGGUUAUUAUCUGGAAACAUUUUUAUUUAAAUCAGGGAAAGUCAGGGAGAAAAGUUAUACAGAAACUUUUGUCCCCUUAAAAAAUAUUGAACUGCCAAAAUCAUGUGGUACAUUGUAUUUCUUACAAAUGCCCAAGAUCAGGGAAGAAUAAUCCUAAACUUGCAGAUAAAUUCCUUUGCAUAAUCACUGUAUAUAUGCAUAAUCACUGUAUAUAUGCAUAAUUACUGUAUAUACUUGUGUACAUUCAGUCCUUGUUAAGCUGUGGUUCUGUUUUCUAAAAACCCAAAGUGUGGUUUCAUGGGAGCACCACUAUUAACUCUCGGCAGCUUUGGAUUUUCUCUGGGAAUUUCCUCUUCAUUCUUUUCUGUAUAGUCUGUCUCAAUUUUUAUGAGAUAAUUUUUUAUGUUGUAUAAUUUUUUUAGUAUUAUAAACUUUUUAUACUUUUUUUUACUUGGUUAAUUUUAACUUGACUAGAAUUAGGUGCUUAAACUAAAAUAGGAGAAGCUAAAAUGUCUGUGAAGGCUGUUACUCUGUUGGCAAUGCACGUACUGCAGAAUUGGAAAAUGUUUGGAAUGAAUGUUAUUUGCAGAAGAGAGUGGCAACCUGAUGCAGCACGUUGUCUUGUUUCUAAGACAUGGAUUGUUUUGAUCAUCUUCCUCUGCAUAUGCUCAUGAAAGAAAAGACAUACUUUUACAAAGUAAGGAUUAAAAAGGAGUCAUUUACACUA
This is a messenger RNA of Melopsittacus undulatus (budgerigar), 4385 nucleotides long. RefSeq names its product caspase recruitment domain-containing protein 8-like. Gene Ontology annotation, molecular function: protein binding. Bases 1762 to 3312 code for a protein of 516 amino acids. The transcript has 15 exons. NCBI's taxonomy places the organism in Eukaryota, Metazoa, Chordata, Aves, Psittaciformes, Psittaculidae. The record is from RefSeq and is a predicted model, not a curated record. Gene Ontology annotation, cellular component: THO complex part of transcription export complex. Gene Ontology annotation, biological process: mRNA export from nucleus; signal transduction; regulation of DNA-templated transcription elongation.